Messenger RNA from Hydra vulgaris (swiftwater hydra), 3776 nucleotides. Its product is annotated as voltage-dependent calcium channel subunit alpha-2/delta-3. The record is from RefSeq and is a predicted model, not a curated record. Gene Ontology annotation, molecular function: voltage-gated calcium channel activity. NCBI's taxonomy places the organism in Eukaryota, Metazoa, Cnidaria, Hydrozoa, Anthoathecata, Hydridae. Gene Ontology annotation, cellular component: voltage-gated calcium channel complex.
UGAGAUUUACAUUCAGUUGAUUUUCAGAAAAUUUUACACUUAAAUAUCAAUCUCAGUUUAUCAAUCUCAGUUUAUCAAUCUCAGUUUUAAUUUAGUUUUCUGUUGAAGUAUAAUAAAAGUUGGUUUUAUUUAAAAGUUUGUUUUAUUUAAAGUUUGUUUUAUUUAAAGUUUGUUGAUUUCCUUGGUUUUAAAAAAUUAUACAAUAUAAUAUUAAGACUUUAUGGAAACAGAACAAUUUUCUUAACGAAAGUAGAUUUUUCAUUAACAAACUAUUAAGCUAACUAAAUGAUAAAGUUUUGGUCGUAAUGAAGUGUAUACACCUAUGCAUAGGCGUUAUCUCAAUGAUGGGUAUUGUUUGUAACCAAAGCUCCACAACCUUUUCAUUAUUAACUGAAGCAGCAAAAACUUUUUCAAAAACAUUAGAUAAAUACUUAAACAAAGUUACAAAUUACAAAGCAUUAAACGAAGAGUUAAACAUGUUUGCCGAAAACGUUGAAAUUAAAAAAAGGAAUGGAAAGGAAAUAAGCGACAAGUUCAUCGCUCGUGUAAAAAGCUUUUUUUCUGGAAAAGAAAAAAUAUUAAAAAAUCUACAAAAAAAUAUAACGGAGAUAAAAAAGACUUAUAAAUACGAUUCGCGUAUCGCAGAGUUUAACUAUCCAAACGUACGUGCAAUAAUUGAGGUUGAAUCACAAUCAAAUGUAACUUUCCAACAAGUAGUAAAUAAGUUUCCAACUGAUGAUCUUAUUAAUGACACAUUAAGCUAUGUCCAUGUUCCCAUGAGUGUUGAUGAAAGAAGUAAAGAAAUAUUAAACGCUGUGAAAUGGACUCAAAACCUAGAUAAAAUAUUUAAAUACAAUAUGAACAGUGACAGCUCUCUUUACUUUCAAUAUUAUUGCGAUGUUUCAGGUCUUUUCCGAAUAUUUCCUGGAGAAAUAAGUUUUAUGAAACAAAACAGAUCCGACUUAUAUGACUGCAGACGUCGUGUUUGGUAUCAACAAAGCGUCUCUAGUCCAAAAGAUGUUGUUAUUGUUAUUGAUAGAUCUGGAUCGAUGACUGGAAAAAGUUUUUCUAUAGCAAAGAUAGCUGCUCGAAUGAUUAUUGAUGCUUUGGGAGAAAAUGAUUAUUUCAACGUAAUUGCUGUUAGCAACAAAGCAAAAAUUAUAGAACCAUGCGUUCCAUAUCUUAUUCAAGCAACAAAGUUUAAUAAGGAAAAAAUGCAAAUCGCUAUUAACAAAAUUGAAAAACCAAAUAAUGUUCUUAAUCUUACAAAUGGUAUCCUUCUGGCAUUCAAUAUCUUAAACUCAGCUGAAAGAGGAAAUAAUAGAACUUAUCGAGUCGGUUGUAAUAAACUUAUCAUUGUAAUAAGUGAUGGAUUGGAAGGCAAUUACAAUAACGCUGGCAAAGUUGUAUUCGACAAAAUGAAUUCUGAAAAAAAUGUUCGUGUGUUUUCAUAUCUUGUAGGUCGAGUAAAAAAUCCUAACGACCGAGCAUUAAAAGAAAUGUCUUGUAAUAACCGAGGGUAUUUUUAUAAAAUAGAAACUCUUGGUAACAUUUGGGAUUCUGUUGUAGGGUAUUUAGAGGUGUUGAGUCGAUCAUUGGCAAGUCAUAAAGAUGACAUAAAGCCAACAUUAUCUCCAGUUUAUUUAGAUUCUUCCGGAAGAAACAUGGUGUUGACAAUGUCUUUAGGUGUUUUUAACGAUAAAAAAAUAAGCGGUGUAGUUGGAAUCGAUAUUCUUUUAAGUAUAUUUAAGUUAGCUGUUCCUGAAUAUGAAUUAGGGUUGUUUAGUCAUUUAUUAGUAAUCAAUGAAAACGGAUUUGUAGUUGAACACCCAAAAUUUAGAUCUCAGCAUGGUUAUCUGCCAUCUCCAAUAAAUGUAUUACUAGAAAAUUUAGAAUAUAGUGUAAAUAAAAACGACUCUAUAAUGUUAAAAGAAAAAAUGUUACAAGGAAAAAAUGAAUCAAUGCAGUUUCCUAUAUUUUGGUUGUAUGACAAUGAUCGCAAGAUAAUGAUCACUAACGUCACACAUUAUUUUAAUCCAAUCUAUUAUUCAGAGAUAAGCGCAUCAUAUGCAAUUAGUGAGACGGACAUAUUUUAUUACAAAGUAAACCGCUCAAUAGUUAAUUCGUUAUUCAAAAAAGGAGUUAAUGCAUUAUAUGUAGAUCCACAUGAAAAUGCAACAAACAAUUCUCACUACAGUACUUUCGUAGAUAUACCAAAUUGGUUGUUUUGUGACAAACUAAUAAUCAGCAAAUUAAAAUGGAUGUAUAGUGAAACAAACAACAACGUAAAAAACUUUCUUUCAGUCGCCGACCUUCACUCCUUUUUAUCCGUUUAUAAAAAAAUUGAAGAUAUUAAUGAUCGAUGUAACGAAGAACUAAUCAGUAAUUUACUAGUGACAGCUGCAAUAGUUCACAAGUACGUUAAUGAAAGUUGUCAGUUUCAUCAAACUGGAAGUGUAAAAAAAAAUACUUUAUUUCAAUCACUUUACGUAUCCACUUCAGGAGGUUAUACAAGAUAUAUUACUAUUAACAAAACAGUUACGAAACCGGAUCUCAAUAGACUUCGAAUAUCUUUGUUUGAAGAUGCAAUAUCUUUUCCUAACUUAGACAUAAUAGUGUCAGCGCCAGUUCAAUAUGGACUCGUUAAAAAAAUUAUUCAUAUUAAAGCUUCAUCUUGGAUAAAACGUAACGGUGAAAAAGUAUUAAUGGCAAUUACUGGAGCCGAAAUUAAUUUUGAACUGUUCAAAGAAAUGUUUGACAAUGUCAUAAAAUCAAUUGGACUAAAUUGUAAAACCAACACAACAAUCACCUGUGCUAUUAUUGAUCAAAACGGUUACAUCGUUUUCAGCAAUCUAGGUGAUGACUCAAUAGGAACUUUCUUUGGAAAAUAUCAAGGAAAUCUAAUGUCUUAUUUAUCAACACCUAAUGUUUCAAUAUUCAAAAAGAUUGAACUUGAAGACACUCAAGCCGUGUGUCCAGAGCCAAAAACAUACUCGUCCACUUCAAAUAUUCUAUUUACACCCGCAAAGAUGUUAUUUACUUUUUUAGGAUGGAUUUUUUAUUUGUCAUGGCGUGUUUUAAAUUAUGCUUUUGUUUUCGUUGUUGCUCUACUUCAAGAAUCCACUGUUAAAAAUCAAGCGUUUGUUCGCUCCGGGUUUAUCAGUUGUUCUAAAAUAGUAUCAUUUUAUUUAUUUCAAACUGAGAAAUGGAAUGAAGUUUACUCCAACAUAAGUAAUCAAAAUAAAACUUCUCUGCGUUUUGAAUGUGCACCUUCUAAAUACAUUUAUUUUGUAUUGGCUGUUAUUCCAAAAACCAAUUUGAUAUUUAUUAAUGUGGAUGUUCCGUCUGAUAUUAACUGUAGAAAAGAAACUUUGGAGUUGUUAAAAGAAAAAGAUCAAACCGCCUCCUUUUGCACUCAAGAAGAAACCUUUCGAGCUUCUCCCGGUGUUUGUUAUAAUGAAAAUUUUAUUUAUGAAGAACAACCUGAGUUUUGUGGUGAUGCUUGUUUUUCGCAUCAAUCGUGUGCUCUUUUUAUAUUAUCAGCUAUUAUAUUUUUUAUAAAACUUGUCUUUUAAGUUGAAUUUAGGCAAUUUACUCGCUUGGAUUUUUAUAGUUAAUUGAUUCAAAUAUCAAUUUGAAAUGAUAUGAUAUUUGAAUAAAAUAGAAAUCUUUUAAUAUUAUUUACAUAUAAGACAUAUUAAAUUUUAAUUUAAUGAUUUUAAGUACGUUUAUCUCAACAUAUAUCUCCGAUCUUCAAAAAGUUUUCUCUCCAGUAG